GGUAGUAAUGUUAAUGAUGACGAUAGUGGUAGUGGUGGUGGUCAUGUUGAUAGAUAUCGUCAUGAUUAUUGAUGAUGAAUAUUACUUAUUAUGAUGAGGAUUAUGAUGAUAGCAGUGUUGGUAGUGGCAAUUAUGUGGAGGAUGUUGAUGAUGGUGAUGUGAUGGUAAAAUUACAAAAAUAGUUAUGACAGCAGUGUUGAUAAUGGUGCUGGUGGUAAUUUUACUGUAAUGUCAAUGAAGAAAAUGAUAGUGGCUGCUGAUGAUGAUUGUACUCAUCAUGCUGGCGGUGAUCGUGACAGCAGUGGUCGUGGUGUCGAUGAUGAUGAUGGAGGUUCGACUGACAAGGCCCUUUCUCCUUCACAGGGGCCUGAUGGGGAGCGGGGGCCAGAGGGGCUCAGAGGGGACCCGGGGAAAGAGGGCCCCGUUGGACCCCCUGGGAGACCUGGGCCCCCGGGUCGCUCCGCCUCGCAGGGGACCCCAGGGGUGAAUGGACGCGCGGGACCCCGAGGAGUCCCCGGGGACACGGGUCCUCAAGGAUACUCAGGGGACAAGGGACGCAAGGGGCAGAAAGGUUUUGCGGGUCUCCGUGGAGUGAGAGGCCCGCCUGGCGAUAAAGGCGAGAAGGGAUUAAAGGGCAGUGACGGAGACGAAGGAUUCCCUGGGGGAUACGGAAUGCCGGGCAUGCUAGGACGACGUGGUCCCCGUGGUCCGCCUGGGCUGUUGGGACCUGAGGGCGGAUAUGGAGACGAGGGGAGGUAUGGAGCACGAGGCAAGACGGGUCAGAGGGGUCCCCCGGGGACCAAGGGGAUCAAGGGUUACCCCGGCCCACGGGGGGAUCACGGGAGCGCGGGUCCCCCGGGCUUCGCGGGGCUCCAGGUGAGACGGCAGUGUGCCUGUGUCACUGGGGAGACAAAGGCGGCUGUGCGCGGUGCUGGCCACCCACCCACCCCCGAGCUGGCCUUUCUAGGUGCUCACUCGCUCAAAGAACUUGCCCCGACAGUCUGUUGAGGC
Molecule: messenger RNA, 1011 nt
Organism: Petromyzon marinus (sea lamprey)
Lineage: Eukaryota; Metazoa; Chordata; Hyperoartia; Petromyzontiformes; Petromyzontidae
Source: RefSeq, a predicted model, not a curated record